Molecule: messenger RNA, 419 nt
Organism: Choloepus didactylus (southern two-toed sloth)
Lineage: Eukaryota; Metazoa; Chordata; Mammalia; Pilosa; Megalonychidae
Product: 60S ribosomal protein L29-like
Exons: 1
Coding region: 6-419 (137 amino acids)
Biological process (GO): cytoplasmic translation
Cellular component (GO): cytosolic large ribosomal subunit; ribosome
Molecular function (GO): structural constituent of ribosome
Source: RefSeq, a predicted model, not a curated record
CAGACAUGGCCAAGUCCAAGAACCACACCACGCACAACCAAUCCUGGAAAUGGCACAGAAACGGCAUCAAGAAGCCCCAAUCACAAAGAUAUGAAUCUCUUAAGGAGGUGGACCCCAGGUUCUUAAGGAAUAUGCAUUUUGCCAAGAAGCAUAACAAGAAGGGCCUGAAGAAGAUGCAGGCCAACAAUGCCAAGGCCAUGAGCACACGUGCAGAGGCCAUCAAGGCUUUCAUAAAGCCGAAGGAGGUUAAACCCAAGAUCCCAAAAAGCGGCAGCCGCAAGCUUAAUCGCCUGGCCUACAUUGCCCACCCCAAGCUCGGAAAGAGUGCUCAUGUGUGCAUCGCCAAGGGUCUCAGACUCUGCCAACCAAAGUCCAAGGCCAAGGAUAAAACCAAGGCCCAGGCUCCAGCUCCAGCUUAG